Triticum dicoccoides is the source of this 3359-nucleotide messenger RNA. Its product is annotated as probable potassium transporter 11. Gene Ontology annotation, biological process: potassium ion transmembrane transport. Gene Ontology annotation, cellular component: membrane. Lineage: Eukaryota; Viridiplantae; Streptophyta; Magnoliopsida; Poales; Poaceae. Gene Ontology annotation, molecular function: potassium ion transmembrane transporter activity. The transcript has 9 exons. The record is from RefSeq and is a predicted model, not a curated record. Bases 757 to 3135 code for a protein of 792 amino acids.
GAGGUCAGUCUCCUCUCCUCUUCUCUUCUUCUUCUUCUUCUUCACCUCCUUGUCAUCGCUGCUGCUGCUGUGCUACCAUCCAAAUCCCGGAGCUUUCCAUCGGUUAAAUUCCGGGCCAAAAUAGUGGGCGCCCACCAGCGCCCUCCUCCCCGUCUCUCCCCCCCUGUCCUCAUAUGCCGCUCCUGUCCCGUCCUCCUCCUGCCACUUCUUCCUUUCUUUGCUUCUCUCGCUCUGCCAGCGCCCUCCUCCUCCUCUCUGAAUCUCUCCCCUGCCGAGGAGGCCCGUCGCGUGCCGCCGCUUCGGACCCCGGCCGUCGAGGCGGCUGCCCGUGACCCGGGGAGGUUUUCUUGGGGGGAGAAAGGUCGGGGUUUUCGGCUGGUUGGUUUGGAUUUUGGUUCUUGAUUUGAGGGGCGAUUUAGGUUGGUUUUCUGCGAUUCGGAGUCCCUGUGCUGUGAUUCCUGCCGCUCCCUGCUUCCAUUUCUGUUCCCUGCAAGCACCCCCCGGAAUUCAGAGCGGCCGAGGCGGUUCUUCGCUCCGGGCCUCCGUCCAUGUAAGAAUUGGGUUGGGGUUGGAGGCGUCGAUGCGGAGAUUCGAGGUCGAACUUUGAGCGAGCGGGAGAUCAAGAACUGUUGCUCGAAGGUCGAUUUUUAUCCGUGAACCCGGUUUUCAGAUUGGUUGUUGCGAAGGCUGCAAGUGGAGGACGACUGUCGUUUUUGGCGAGGAUUUGAGAGCUGUGGUCGAGGUCAAAAGAGAUCAAUGGCGUCGCUAUCCGAAAGCGAGGGGACGAACAGGGGGGGCAUGUGGGAGCUGGAUCAGAACCUUGAUCAGCCCAUGGAUGAGGAAGCCACCAGACUCAAGAAUAUGUACCGGGAAAAGAAAUUCUCAUCAGUUUUGAUGCUGCGGCUUGCAUUUCAGAGCCUUGGGGUGGUCUUUGGUGACUUGGGCACAUCACCGCUCUAUGUGUUCUAUAAUGCCUUUCCUCACGGAGUAUACGACGACGAAGAUGUUAUUGGAGCUCUUUCCCUGAUCAUUUACACCCUUACUCUCAUCCCUCUUCUGAAGUAUGUUUUUGUUGUCUUGAGGGCAAAUGACAAUGGUCAAGGUGGUACACUUGCUCUAUAUUCACUACUCUGCCGUCAUGCAAAGAUCAGCACUAUACCCAACCAACACAAGACUGAUGAGGACCUAACGACAUAUAGUCGGCAAACUUAUGAGGAGAACUCAUUGGCAGCGAAAAUAAAGAGAUGGCUAGAAACACGCGCAUAUAAAAGAAACUGUCUUCUUAUUCUUGUUCUCCUUGGUACUUGUACAGCUAUUGGAGAUGGAAUCCUUACUCCUGCUAUAUCAGUUCUUUCUGCAUCAGGUGGUAUAAAAGUUCAAAAUCCAAACAUGAGUACUGAUAUUGUUGUACUUGUUGCCGUGAUCAUCUUGAUUGGAGUAUUCAGCAUGCAACACUUUGGUACAGACAAAGUUGGAUGGCUAUUCGCACCUAUAGUGCUCAUCUGGUUCAUUUUAAUUGGAAGUGUCGGAGCACUGAACAUACACAAGUAUGGUAGCUCUGUAUUAAGAGCGUACAAUCCAGUCUAUAUAUACCGUUAUUUCCGAAGGCGGGGAAAUUCUUCUAACACCUGGACCGUUCUUGGAGGAAUCAUGCUUAGCAUCACAGGAACUGAAGCGUUAUUUGCAGAUCUAUGUCAUUUCCCUGUGUUGGCCAUUCAGAUUGCAUUCACCUUCAUUGUAUUCCCAUGCCUUCUUCUGGCAUACACAGGGCAAGCAGCUUAUAUAAUUUCCAACAAGAAACAUGUGAAUGACGCCUUCUAUCGCUCCAUUCCAGAUGCCAUAUACUGGCCAGCCUUUGUUAUAGCAACUGCUGCAGCAAUAAUUGCAAGUCAAGCCACCAUAUCUGCAACCUACUCGAUAAUAAAGCAGGCUCUUGCAUUAGGAUGUUUCCCCCGCGUGAAGGUAGUCCACACCUCGAAGAAAUUUCUCGGGCAGAUUUAUAUCCCUGACAUCAACUGGCUCCUCCUUAUUCUUUGUAUUGCUGUGACUGCUGGAUUCAAGAACCAGAGCCAGAUAGGAAAUGCAUACGGCACUGCAGUGGUUAUAGUUAUGCUAGUGACAACGUUCCUCAUGGUACCAAUAAUGCUGCUGGUGUGGAAGAGUCACUGGAUUCUUGUCAUCACCUUUAUUGUGCUCUCGUUGAUGGUAGAGCUACCAUACUUCUGGGCUUGCAUAUUGAAGAUUGACCAAGGCGGUUGGGUCCCGCUUGUCAUCGCGAUAGCCUUCUUCAUCAUCAUGUAUGUGUGGCACUAUUGCACUGUAAAGCGGUAUGAAUUUGAGAUGCACAGCAAGGUGUCAAUGGCCUGGAUUCUUGGCCUCGGUCCGAGCCUUGGUCUAGUCAGGGUUCCAGGGAUAGGCUUUGUGUACACUGAGCUGGCAAGUGGCGUACCGCACAUCUUCUCACACUUUAUCACCAACCUACCUGCUAUCCACUCGGUUGUCGUCUUCGUCUGUGUCAAGUAUCUUCCAGUCUACACAGUCCCGGUGGAGGAGCGGUUCCUUGUGAGGAGGAUUGGGCCGAAGAACUUCCAUAUAUUCCGUUGCAUUGCAAGGUACGGAUAUAAAGACCUCCACAAGAAAGAUGAUGACUUUGAGAAGAUGCUCUUUGACUGCCUCACGUUAUUCAUCCGACUCGAGAGCAUGAUGGAUGGUUAUUCAGAUUCCGACGAGUUCAGCUUACCAGAGCAGAGGACUGAAGGAUCGAUCAACACUGCAUUUCUAGCAGACAAAACUGUCAACACAAUGUGCUCCAAUGGUGACCUUAGCUACUCAUCACAGGAUUCUAUUGUGCCAGUGCAGUCACCCCUCGGGGUAAACAACCUGUUGACGUACUCAAGCCAAACCAACCGUACAGUCAGCAACGAAGUUGAGUUCUUGAACCGGUGCAGGGAUGCUGGUGUUGUGCACAUCCUAGGGAACACCAUUGUGCGCGCUCGGAGAGAUUCAGGGAUCAUCAAGAAGAUUUCUGUAGAUUACUUGUAUGCCUUCAUGAGGAGGAUCUGCAGGGAGAACAGUGUGAUGUUCAAUAUUCCUCAUGAGAGCCUUCUUAAUGUUGGGCAAAUAUACUACAUCUGAAACAUCGUUUUCCGUUUGGUUUGUACUGGAUUCUGAGCAAAAAGCUCUGAUGUACCGUUCUCUGGAAGGGAGAGGGGGGUGGCUGCUUUAAACUGUAAAUAUAAAUAGGGAAUAGCUUCAGAUUUUGUUCCGCACCCUGCAUCUUUCAGGCGGUUUUCAUGCUAGAAAUGUUCGCCUUUUGUCUUGUAAUUCGUAAGAUUCAGAUGCUUCCUUUCCCUGAUAAA